Oppia nitens is the source of this 870-nucleotide messenger RNA. Its product is annotated as acetylcholinesterase-like. The transcript is spliced from 2 exons. NCBI's taxonomy places the organism in Eukaryota, Metazoa, Arthropoda, Arachnida, Sarcoptiformes, Oppiidae. The coding region runs from base 1 to 870 and encodes 289 amino acids. Gene Ontology annotation, biological process: choline metabolic process; acetylcholine catabolic process. Gene Ontology annotation, molecular function: acetylcholinesterase activity. The record is from RefSeq and is a predicted model, not a curated record. Gene Ontology annotation, cellular component: plasma membrane.
AUGCCGCCGAUAUUUGGUGACAAACUGUUUCCGUAUAAUGUGUCCGACUCUAUCGGUAGACACCAGUUCAAUCCUAAACUACAGUUGCUUAUUGGCCAUACAGAGAUGGAAGGCCUAAAGCUUGCUCAGAUUACCGAUCAAUAUGUCGGCCUAGGAGGCAGAUAUACGAGACAAUCGGUUUUGGCAGCACCUACUAGUGUGACCAAACAACAGGUGGCUUCCGAUAUCAGAAAGUUAAUACCGCCGGGACUACUGUGCGAACGGGAUGUGCGCCGUAUUGUCGACGAGUAUACACGCGGUGCGAAAGUAGGCGGUAAGCGUAAUAGUGGACAGUUGUUGGUCAGGUCGUGUUAUAUGGCCGGCGAUAUUGUUACCACAUGUUUGCCGGUACUGUUUGGCAGCCAAUUGAUUGAAUCGGACAGUUUUCGGCGGACUGGUGGUAAUAUUUAUGGCUAUAAGUUGUCGUACACUCCGAGCACAUCCAAGGCUUACGGUAGCCGUUGGGCCCGAACAGAUCACGACGACGACGUGCCGCUCAUGUUUGGACAACCGUUUUAUCUGACUGGCCAUCGUUGGACAGCCGACGAUCGGAAAAUGAGUUCUGCGAUGCUGAAAAUAUGGACCGAUUUUGCUAAAUACGGUAAGCCUGAACCGUCCAACAGUAGUGGCCAUCAAUGGCCAAAAUAUGAGAUUAAUCGAUCCAAUGGUGCGGUUAAUGUGUCUUACGUAGAACUGAAUCCACUGUUUCCGGGUAACCGAGCGAUCCGUUUGAACCGAUAUCGAGGACACGACGGCUACAUACCUAAUGUUUUACAUAAUUGUCUCGGCUUUUGGCGGCCACUUCUCAGCGAUAACUAUCAGUGCAACUAA